Messenger RNA from Pleurotus ostreatus (oyster mushroom), 1908 nucleotides. RefSeq lists its product as uncharacterized. Lineage: Eukaryota; Fungi; Basidiomycota; Agaricomycetes; Agaricales; Pleurotaceae. The record is from RefSeq and is a predicted model, not a curated record. Bases 1 to 1908 code for a protein of 635 amino acids. The transcript is spliced from 12 exons.
AUGCAGUUUCCAUUUCGCUUGGAUUAUUUGAUACCGUUCUGGCGCACAAGUGAUGAGCCCAGGCCGCCGAAAUACAACUUCACCCUGGGAGACGACGUAUUCUCGCCAAUGGACUUGGUUUCAAUGAGUAAACCAGGCACGGCCUUCGCCAACCCAGCAGGGGAUCUAUUCUUGCUGCCCAUCAAGACAUACAAUGCAACAGAAGUGGACGAUCGGCAUUCCGUCCUACUUUCGUCUCUGGGUGCAGCUGGCCAACACACCCACGAACUUGUCUUGGGCGAGCGAGACUCUGUGUUCUGGCUGGAUUCACGUACUAUCGCACACGUCGUUCACAUUGAGACAGAAGAAUCUCCGUACGAGCAAUAUGACUUAAAGGCUCUGAGUCUUGAUCUCAAGGAUUCGUCCGAGGGUCACACUGGUUAUCUGCGCGUUCUAAGCUCGUCCUUAAUAGCGACCCUACCUACCCUUGGCGCAUUAGACUUCCAGUAUCUCCCUCAGGCUCAACGACUCGUUUUCUACGACCAGAUAUCCAAAGACGGCUAUUUCCCCGCGUAUGGACCAGAAGAGGAAGCUGAGCAACUUGAAGAUCCGCCACCAUUCUUUGGGUCUAUGUUCGAAAGACUAGAUGAUUCAGAUUUAGAUUCGUAUGUCGUUCGCGAACUCAGAAUGUCCGAUCUCUCCAAGACAGACGACGGCUCAUGGGCUCUGGGCACUGACUACAUUCGACUAACUCCACAUGAGCCACUGCCCGAAAUCACCGAACAGCAUGCCUACGAUCUCUCGGAAGCUCGUAUUAUCUAUGCGAUUGACGCCGAAGUUGAACCCUCAGGAUGCAUGUGUGGACUCGAGCUUCCUCAUGAUAUAUACGUGAACACCAUCGACGGUUCCACCACGGCUCGCCGAAUCGCAAAGGCAAGGUCUGUCACUAGCCCAAGGUUGAAUAAUGCUGGCACUAAGGCGGCAUGGUUUGAGGAUAACGCAAAGAUCGUAAUAUAUGAUAUCCUUCAAGACGUCGAAUUCACAUUGAUAGAUCGAAUGGAUCUCUAUCCUACGUCCCUGGUGUUCUCUGAAGUCGAUGAUACUUUGUAUUUCACCGGCGGGAAUGACAUUAUGGUCUCGGUGUACUCCUUACCCGUCCCUGAAACCCCCCUCUCUGGCCCCCUCGACCCCCACCCCGUACCGACUUUCAUAAAGGAAACUACCUCGCUGCGCGGGCUCCAAGCCCUUCCAAACGGCAGCCUCUUAGCUACUCUAUUAUCUUACGCAUCCCCGAACGAGGUCGUCCUCAUCCGUGAUCCACAAGGGUCGAACUUAGUCGAACAAAUCACCCAUGUCAACGAUGGUAUAAUCCGCCGAACUAAUUUGACUGGAGGCGAAGCCUUUGACAUCCCAGGGAUAGACAAUGCUCACGGCUGGAUAUUUAAGGCGAAGGGUUGGGUAAAAGACGAUGGUAUCAAACGGCCAGCGAUUCUGAUACAUUACAAAGGUGAAUACUGUGAAAUCACUGUAGUAUCUCGGUCUGAUGUGUGGGGGUUGGAGGUCCUGGUGCAUGGCGUAACCAAUGGUCUAAUCUAUCAAACCCCAAUAGGAUUCUUUGUUGUGCUCAUCAGCACCAACCCUCUGCCUCGAGUGUGUUCAAGCGAUCCGCAAAGGUUGAAGAAGUUGUCAGCUGGUUGGAAUCAUGUUCUUUCGGCAUACCUCGAGAUUGAUCGCCUAAGAACGAUAUUCAUUGACGAAGACCUAAAUGAAACUAUACUUCGUGCUGUCACCGACUCGGGGUCCAAACAUGGAUUUCAAUUCAGAUUGGCGUUUGGUACCUUCUCUACCGAUCAUAACCUAUAUUUCCAAUGCCUUGAUCGCGAUGACGUUUAUCGAGCCUACGAUUUCCUACAGUCGGUAGCUCAAUAG